AUGGCGGACGAAUCAACUAAGGCCGGCGGAAGAAGACUGUCUGUGUUGUAUGGCUCUCAAACUGGGACUGCCCUAGAGGUUGCUGAAAGAAUCGGUCGAGAAGCCAAAAGGAGAUAUUUAUCAGCGAGUGUUUUGGCUCUAGACGAUUACAAUGUGAUGAAGCUGAUUGAAGAGGAGCUUGUAAUAUUUGUAUGUGCAACAACAGGUCAAGGAGAUGAACCUGAUAAUAUGAAGAAAUUCUGGAGAUUUAUUCUCCGAAGAAACCUCCCAGUUAAUUCUCUAUCUGGGUUGUCAUUUGCUGUUUUAGGGUUAGGUGAUUCAUCAUAUCCAAAAUUCAACUUUAUUGCCAAGAAGUUGAACAAGAGACUGAUCCAACUGGGUGGUACAGAACUUCAAAAAGUUGGUUUAGCAGAUGACCAGCAUGAUCUUGGGCCAGAUGCAGUUGUUGAUCCUUGGUUGAAGCAACUCUGGGAAAAAAUGCUUAGAAUACAUCCUCUGCCCCCUGGAAAGGAGAUCAUCAGUGCUAAUGUUAGGCCUCCAUCAAGAUUCAAGGUGGUCUUUGUUGAUAGCAAUAAUCAUGUAAUAGAGGACACAGACAAAGGAUGUGAAAGCUUGUUGAUGGAAAAUCAAGUUACUUCCAAUCCCAGUCCAUGCAGAAGACAUCCUUUCAAUGCACGGCUGAUAUCAAACAAUCGUGUGACUGCACCAGAUCACUGGCAAGAUGUAAGGCUGGUUCAGUUUGAUAUCAAGGGUUCUGGAAUGAGUGUUUUUUUGUUGUUCUGUGUUGUAAAACCCACUCAACACACCAUGCUGGAGGCAAAUCUUUUGAGCAAUCUACAUGUUCCACACCAGCUUCCCCAGCCAUGCUCCAUUCAGCAUCUUGUGGAACAUUAUUUAGACAUCCAAGGUGUUCCAAGAAGAUACUUCUUUGAGCUUCUUUCCCAUUUCACAAGUUCAGACCUGGAAAAGGAAAAACUUCAAGAGUUUUGCUCUGCAGAGGGUCAGGAAGAACUUUAUUCAUAUUGCUACAGACAGAAAAGGACAACUUUGGAGGUUCUUCAAGACUUUCCUUCUGCAAGUGCGAACAUCCCGUUCGAGUAUUUAUUUGACCUCAUUCCACCAAUUCAACCUCGAGCUUUUUCUAUUGCUUCUUCUUUGAAGGCUCAUCCAGAUGAAGUUCAAUUACUGGUAGCUGUUGUAAACUACAAAACUAAACUUGUCAAACCAAGGCAAGGCCUAUGCUCCACAUGGCUGGCCUCCCUGGACCCUUUGAACAAAGAUUGCUGUGUCCCUGUUUGGGUGAAGAAAGGAACUAUAUCAUUUCCCAAGGCUUUAGAUUCCCCUAUUGUCAUGGUAGGCCCAGGUACUGGUUGUGCACCAUUUAGAAGUCUUAUCGAAGAAAGAGUGUCACAGUCGGCCGGAGGAUGUGUGCUGUUUUUCGGCUGUCGGAAUUGUAGCAAAGAUUUCUUUUUCCGAGAUCAAUGGCGUGCAUUGGUUGAGGAUGGCAGUUUAAGGUUGUUUACUGCUUUUUCAAGAGAUCAGGAAGAAAAGAUCUACGUCCAGCACAGGUUACUGGAAAACAGCUCUCUCAUCUGGGAUCUUCUGGUCAACAAGCAAGGAUGGUUUUACAUAGCCGGAAACUCUCAGCGCAUGCCCACCGAUGUUACCGAUGCCCUUCUUGAAAUAUUCAUUAAGGAAGGUAAAAUGGACAGACCUAAAGCCGAGGAAUUUUUGAAGACAUUAGAAAGUACAAGACAUUUCCAGAGCGAAACCUGGUCAUAAUUCAAAGAAGUUUUCGACCUAAUCAUGAGGACAAAUCUCAGUUUAUAACUGCUUAGGGAAGAUAUUUUAAUUUUUAUGCGAAGGGCAGAUUAAAGCAAAUUUUAAAACAGAACUUCUG
Molecule: messenger RNA, 1900 nt
Organism: Stylophora pistillata
Lineage: Eukaryota; Metazoa; Cnidaria; Anthozoa; Scleractinia; Pocilloporidae
Product: NADPH-dependent diflavin oxidoreductase 1-like
Cellular component (GO): cytosol
Molecular function (GO): FMN binding; NADPH-hemoprotein reductase activity; flavin adenine dinucleotide binding
Source: RefSeq, a predicted model, not a curated record